Molecule: messenger RNA, 2262 nt
Organism: Apis dorsata (giant honeybee)
Lineage: Eukaryota; Metazoa; Arthropoda; Insecta; Hymenoptera; Apidae
Gene: Mon1
Product: vacuolar fusion protein MON1 homolog A
Exons: 7
Coding region: 137-1696 (519 amino acids)
Biological process (GO): endosome to lysosome transport via multivesicular body sorting pathway; protein targeting to vacuole
Source: RefSeq, a predicted model, not a curated record
CUUUCAGUUUGUGCAAUUUGUUCCAAAUAAGCCGGAUUUAACAAUGGCGGCCAAUCCGUCAUGGGUCGCUGUUAACUGUCAAUUAAGAAAGGAAAUUUUAAAAUAGUAGCAGAUCAGAAGUGUUUUCAUUAUAAAAAUGGCUGCAAAAGAGCCUAAUAACAUCGAUGAUGGUAUUGCCGAACCAGGUAUCGAACCUGGUGCUUCUGCGGAAACAAUGCUUGUUACUACCGAUAGUUUUGAAGAAUAUGAGCAAGAGAUGAGCAAUAGCAUUGAUGAUAGACAAAUGAAAGAAAGCACAACGAGUACUAUUUCAGAGAUACAAGAAGAUGUUCAAGACAUUCCAAUUACACCUACUGCAUCUAAUUCACAAGAACUUCAAAAAACAACUUCAUUCGAUGAUUCCGAAUUAGAGGAUGUUACACAUCGAUUAGGUCAAAGUAAUAUUGAUUCAGAUCCUUUACGUUGUAGAACAUGGUUAGCACAAAAAAAACAUGUAUUUAUUUUAAGCCAAGCAGGAAAACCCAUAUAUUCUAGAUAUAGUUCAGAAGAUAAACUAGUCACAGUUAUGGGUGUUAUGCAAGCUCUGGUUUCAUUUGUUCAAGCAGGCAGUGAUAUGAUUAGAUCUGUUCAUGCAGGAGAUACUAAUUUUGUAUUUGUUGUAAAAGGUCCAUUAAUUCUAGUUGCAGUGUCAAAAACACUUGAAACUGUACCUCAACUUACAUUACAAUUAACAUAUGUAUAUAACCAAAUAAUUUCUGUGUUAACCCAGUCACAAUUAACUAGAGUAUAUGAACAACGUAGAAAUUUUGAUUUAAGAAGAUUAUUAACUGGUAGUGAAAGACUGAUAGAUCAUUUAUUAAAUUUUAUGGACAGAGAACCUGCAUUCUUUUUAGGAGCUAUUAAAUGUUUGCCUUUAUUACCAUCCAUGAGAAGUUCUAUUACACAAACUAUUAUUCAAACAUGUGGUAAAAUCAAGAAUUUAGUAUUUGCAAUACUUCUAGCUAAUAAUCAAUUAGUAACAUUAGUUAGAAUGAACAAAUUUUUUUUACAUCCUGUGGAUUUACAUAUAAUACAAAACUUAGUUGAUAGUUCAGAGUCACUUAAGACUGCUGAAAGUUGGACACCAAUAUGUCUACCAAAGUUUGAUGCCAAUGGUUAUAUGCAUGGACAUGUAUCAUAUUUGGCUGAGGACUGUCAGGCAUGCUUAUUGUUACUUACAGUUGAUAGAGAUGUCUUUUUUAUUCUUUCUGAAGCAAAACAAAAAAUUGUAGAAAAAUUAAGGAGAACAAAUUGCUUAGAAGCAAUUAACGAAUCUAUGAAUAAACCAUCAAUUAAAACUGCUGAUAUUGGAUUGCCAGAAAUGCGACAUGUUUUAUAUAAAUGUAGAAGCACAGCACAGUUUUGGAGUCCUGGAUUUCAACCUCCAUAUACAACAGAUGAAGAAAUAGAACGUUUGUUAGGGCUUUAUCAAUGUUUACAUCACAGAUUACACAGCCCAAAUCGACCAUUAAAACUUAUAUUCCAACAAUUAGAUAAAGAGACUAUGUUAGCAUGGGUAACAUUAGGUUUUGAAUUAUAUGUUACAUUUGAACCACUUGUAACAAAACCUGAUGCAAUUGAGGCAGUGAGUAAAUUGUUAAAAUGGAUAAAAAAAGAAGAAGAAAGAUUAUUUAUUUUAAAUUCACCCACAUUUUAAAUACUGAUGUAAUAAAUUUUAAAAAAUUAUAAAAAUGUAUAUUUGGGGGGACAUAAUUUAAUUUAAAAUGACGUGAAAUGCAUUAAUUAUUUAUAUUAAUCUAAUUAUAAAUUGCUAAAAAAAAUUAUUAUUCACGAUAAAUGCAUUCACGUUUCUCUUACAUAAUACUUGAUACUAUACUUUGCUCACCAUUUUUUAUUAUAAAAAGUACUAUUAUAAGUACACAUGUGAAAAUGUAUAUAUUUAAAAGCAUUACGCAUGUAAUGUUGAUUACAUUUAUAGACAGGCUAUGACAUUUUCAAUUUAUUUUAUUACAUGGUGCUUGAGAAAACUUAUCAUUGCAUUGUUAAAAAAAGAUUAUUUAAAAUACAAUAUCUUUUUAUAUCAUUUAAAAUAAUAUAAAUUUUACAAAUUAUAAAAUAAUUUGUUUUUAACAAUGAAAGUGAUAAAUUUCCUCUAAAGUUUUGUAAAUAAACGUAAAAAUAGCCAUUAUUUCAUGAUAUUAAAUCGAAAGUAAUGAUUCCAAAUAGAAUAAAUAGAAUGACAUUAAAAAAAAAAAAAAAAAA